GUGUUUUCGGCAUUGACAGGUGCCCGGAUGAUCUAGCUUGAACCGAAAGGUACGCUGAUGAUAUUUUCCACCGUUCGUCACGCAUUAAUCAUGUCUGCAAGAUCCGUAUGCAUCGUUGGAUCCGGCAAUUGGGGCUCAGCAAUUGCUAAAAUAGUUGGCAAUAAUGUUAAGGAAAGAAGCGAAUAUUUUAAAGAACGUGUACCAAUGUAUAUGUAUGAAGAAGAAUUUAAUGGAAGGAAACUGACAGAAAUUGUGAACACCGAACAUGAAAAUAUCAAAUAUUUACCAGGUAUCAAACUUCCAGAAAAUGUGGUAGCUAUUCCUAAUCUACUAGAAGCUUCAAAAGAUGCUGACAUACUUAUUUUUGUGUUACCGCAUCAGUUUGUUAAAAAGAUCUGUAAUGAACUUCAAGGUAAAAUAAAGACAUCAGCCAUUGCUGUCUCAUUAAUAAAGGGUUUCGCAAUCUCAGAAGAAGGAAUACAGUUAAUUUCUCGUCUUAUAAGUGAUAUUUUAUCUAUACCAUGUGGUGUUUUAAGUGGAGCUAAUUUAGCAGGAGAAGUUGCCAGUGAACAAUUUUGUGAAACAACUAUUGGAAGUAAAGAUAAAGAAAUAGGUGAAUUACUAAAGCUAUUAUUUGAAACACAAUACUUCCAUUGUUCUGUUGUAGAAGAUACAGAUACAGUAGAAUUAUGUGGUGCUUUAAAGAAUGUUGUAGCUAUCGGGGCUGGUAUUGUAGAUGGUAUGGGAUAUGGGGAUAAUACUAAGGCAGCAGUACAAAGAUUGGGUCUAAUGGAAAUGAUAAAAUUUGCUGAAGUUUUCUUUCAAGGCAGUAAAACAAGUACAUUUUUUCAAAGUUGUGGUAUCGCUGAUUUAGUAGCAACAUGUCAUGGUGGUAGAAACAGAUUGUUAGGGGAGAAUGUAGUAAAAUCAACAAAGUCAUUAAAGGAACUUGAAAAAGAAAUUUUGAAAGGUCAAAGUUUCCAAGGUCCAUUAGUAGCCAAAGAAAUUUAUGGAAUGCUGGAAGAAAAAGAUAUGUUAAACAGGUUUCCAUUAUUCGUGGCAAUACAUAAUAUCUGUGAAAGAAAGAUGGAUCCUAAAGAGUUUGUUAAUUGUUUAAGAAAUCAUCCGGAACAUUUAUAAACUUUAAUGUCAUUUUUUUUUGUUGAUUGAUAUAAAUGCAGGGUAAAAUCAAUACCACUCAAUUCGAUCAUUAUGCCUCAUGAAAAUUUGGUUUGUUUUGUCUCUUAAAAGUAUUUCAAGUACUUUCUCCGAGUCUAAAAAAAUGGCUUAAUUGAACACCUGCAUUUGGUGUGGUUGUUAAAAAGUAAAAACUAGAGUUUUUGAAAGCAGAAAGCAAUAAUACGAAAAAGAAAAAGUUGUAUUACUUGGAAGCUCUCCUAGUAGACAAAACAAACUGGAUAAAUUUAAUGAUAUUAAUUGUGCUCCCUAAUAAUUUUGAAAACUAAAUAUGGUCAGUGGUCUAGAUCCCCUCCAGUAGGCUAUGUGUGUAGAGUAGACCUAGUGGUCUUUACUAAUAAUAUAUUUACGGUAUGUAUUUCAUUUCUUUGUAACUUCUUCCAAAAUUUUGGUCAACCUAACUCUCAAGGAAACCUGACUACAGAAAUUUCAUUAGGAUUCUGAAUGGAAGUGUGUUUCCUCACAAUAUGUUAGUUGCUUUUUGGAUAAAGAUAUGACAGUUGACCAUAUCCAUCCUUGUUGUGUAAUCUCUAAUCUCAAAUAGAAUCUGAGCAUGUGACAUUGGUUGUCACUCUGGACAGGUAGGUUGCAAGGCAACCAAUAAUUGGUCCACAUAAAGAAAGCAAAUAGCUUUAGAAAUAAAUCUAGUGUUGCAAUUAUUAGAGUUAAUGGAAAAAAACAACAAAUAUUAACAUCCUUGGUAGUAGCAGGACAAAGACCACUGAAUUAAUCUGGUUUAGUAAUAAUGAUAUUCAACUAAUAUAUUUAAUUAGGCAAUUUUUUAUAUAUUUUUUAAUGUUUUAUUUCUAUCUUUCAAUCCACAUAUUGCCAAAGAUGAUAAACACAUUAAUUGUUCAAUUAGGGCCAAUGCAGCAUCACUUGCAAUUUAAUGACCCUGUCUUACAUACAUAACUAGGUUAUGUAUUUGACCUCAAGAACUUAAUAUCUGAAAGUAUAUUGCUAAUGACCCAGAAAUAUUAAAUUAUUGACCCAGUAAAUUCAAUUUUAUUUAAUACAGCUCUUGCAUUCUCUUACAUGGCAACAACAGCACUCAUCUAUUUGUUAUCCUACAUAUACUUCACAAGGAUAGCAAUGUAUUUGAAUACAUUUUAGACUGUAGGCUUUAUUUAGUUAUAGUUUUAUAAAUUUUUACUUUUAGCUAACUAAUAUCCAGAAAAAAAAAUCAUUAUUAUUAAUUUAUUUAGUUAUAGUUUUAUAAAUUUUUAAAUUAGCUAACUAAUAUUCAGAAAAAGAAAUCAUUUUAUUAAAUGUGUGAAGAUUAAGAUCUCUAAUGAUUGUAUGGUGUUAAAUUUACAUUUUGUUUUAAUAUAAGUUCAAUAAUACAUCAUGAUAAAUAUAGUAAUCAAUGGUAUUAUGCAAUAUCUAUAUAAUGUAAAAUACUGCUCAAUAUAAUAAUUUCUACAUUUUUAGAAGUGAUUUGUGUUGAUAUUUUUACUUUGUUGUUCCAAGUAUCAUGAAUAUAAACAAGAGAGAGAGAGAGAAAUGGUGUUUAACGUCCACUGGAUACAAACUAGGUUAUUUCGGGACUAACACACGGUUCAAUUUUAUUUCAAUAAUUUGCUAGCGUGUAGGGGUCUAUAGCAGUUGGAGGCACGGGGAAAACCCACGAGGUGGGACAGGCGACCCUACCAGGGAAUCAAAACCAUGCCAGUUGACUCAAUGAAAGAUCUUAUGAUACAGUGCGCACAUGUUAACCAUUUGACUAUCCAACCCCCCAAAACAAGAAAAGAAGUCAAAUGUAAUGUUGUACAUGUAUUAAGGUUUAGUUUAUAUUAAGUCAUAUAAUGAUUUGCCAAAUAUAUGUGUGUGUUUCUAUACAUGUAGAUUUAGUGUUGUUUGGGAAGUCUUACUUUUGUUGAAAUUGUACUUUAAAGAAAUACCAGAUAGAUAAUUAUUGAAUCUCAGAUAGUUUAAUUGUAAAACAUUUAUAUAAUAAUAUCAUGAAGUGGUAAUAUUUAGAAACUCAAAAUCGCUAAAGUACAAAUUUAUCUUGAGUACAACUUUAUCUAAAAUAAGACCUGAAUAUGAUGCUUAAGACUUCCUAUUGUUUUAACAGGUUUAAGCUAAAUUUGGAUAUAUUUAUUGAUCAAUAUUGAAAGACUUUUUAUCAUCAACUUAGUUGUUAAUCUUGCCUGAUUUCCCUUUAUAUAUAUAAUUAUUAUUUGUUAUCUUUUUACAUUUUGAAGAAUGGAGUGUUAAUAAACUGUUGAUUAAAAUA
Messenger RNA from Patella vulgata (common limpet), 3436 nucleotides. Its product is annotated as glycerol-3-phosphate dehydrogenase [NAD(+)], cytoplasmic. Gene Ontology annotation, biological process: glycerol-3-phosphate catabolic process; carbohydrate metabolic process. Gene Ontology annotation, cellular component: cytosol; glycerol-3-phosphate dehydrogenase (FAD) complex. The record is from RefSeq and is a predicted model, not a curated record. The transcript has 9 exons. Lineage: Eukaryota; Metazoa; Mollusca; Gastropoda; Patellidae. Gene Ontology annotation, molecular function: protein homodimerization activity; glycerol-3-phosphate dehydrogenase [NAD(P)+] activity; NAD binding. The coding region runs from base 58 to 1140 and encodes 360 amino acids.